Molecule: messenger RNA, 3102 nt
Organism: Alosa alosa (allis shad)
Lineage: Eukaryota; Metazoa; Chordata; Actinopteri; Clupeiformes; Clupeidae
Gene: aldh18a1
Product: aldehyde dehydrogenase 18 family, member A1
Cellular component (GO): mitochondrion
Molecular function (GO): ATP binding; kinase activity; glutamate-5-semialdehyde dehydrogenase (NADP+) activity
Source: RefSeq, a predicted model, not a curated record
CAACUGACGUAAACGACGCACACGUAGACAGAAGCUACGGCGCUUGACAACCCCUCAAGUUCGCAUAUGCCACAAGAUCUGUGGCAAGCAGUUGUGCUGUAUGGUAAGCUGGUCGUCGUGCUUGGAAAUUUCGAUUGAAGUGAGAGGAGGAAUUAAAAUACUAGGUAGUGUCAAAGAGUGAAGAGGUGAGACGCCAUGUUGCUGCACAGGCUGUCACAGUGUUCCGGGCUUGGCCUGCGCUCCUGCAACUCACACACCUUCUCCAGGGCCGCCUCACAAGGGAAGAAUGGCCGCGUGUGGCCUGGCCUGCCGGCCGUGCGUCAGUGGAGUAACGUGCCUUUUCUUACAGUGCCGCUGGCGCGUGCCCACGGUAAGUCCUUCGCCCACCGCGGCGAGCUGCGCCAGGCCAAGAGGAUCGUCGUCAAGCUGGGCAGCGCUGUGGUCACCCGCGGCGACGAGUGCGGCCUGGCCCUGGGACGCCUGGCCUCCAUCGUGGAGCAGGUGGCGGUGUUGCAGAGCCAGGGCCGUGAGAUGAUGAUCGUGACUAGUGGCGCCGUGGCGUUCGGAAAGCAGCGUCUGCGGCACGAGAUCCUGCUCUCCCAGAGCGUCCGCCAGGCCCUGCACUCGGGGCAGAACGCCCUCAAGGACAUGUCUCUUCCCGUGCUGGAGGCGCGAGCCUGUGCUGCUGCGGGCCAGAGUGGACUGAUGGCUCUCUAUGAAGCCAUGUUCACACAGUACAGCACCUGCACUGCCCAGAUCCUGGUGACGAACCUGGAUUUCCAUGACGACCAGAAGCGGAGUAACCUGAACAGCACGCUGCACGAGCUGCUGCGCAUGAACAUCGUGCCCAUCAUCAACACCAACGACGCCGUGGUGCCGCCUCCGGAGCCCAACAGUGACCUGCAGGGGGUGAUCAGCAUCAAGGACAACGACAGCCUGGCAGCUCGUCUCGCUGUGGAGAUGAGGGCCGACCUGCUCAUCGCUCUGUCUGACGUGGAAGGUCUGUACGAUAGCCCCCCCGGCACCGACGACGCUAAGCUCCUGGACACAUUCCUGAGACUCAACCCACUGAAAAACAUUCCAGUGAAAGCUGCUCUCUGGGCACUGCAGGGUGGCACGUCAGUCGUCAUCGCCAACGGAACUCACCCAAAGGUCACAGGUCAUGUCAUCACUGACAUCGUUGAGGGGAAGAAGGUCGGCACCUUCUUCUCAGAGGUCAAACCCGCCGGUCCCACGGUGGAGCAGCAGACCGAGAUGGCACGCACUGCUGGUAGAACGCUAGCAUCCUUGCACCCUGACCAGAGGAGCGAGAUUAUCUGCACUUUUGCCGAUCUAAUGACCGAGAAGAGGGAGGAGAUCUUAACAGCCAACAAGAAAGACAUGGAACUGGCUAUCAAUGCAGGUCGUAUGGCCCCUCCCAUGCUGAAGCGUCUGAGUCUGUCGUCGGCGAAGUUGAACAGCCUGGCCAUCGGCCUGCGCCAUGCCGUCUCGUCUCAGGACAGCGUAGGCCGCGUGCUCCGCCGCACAAGAGUCGCCAACCGGAGCCAACAGAACCAUCGGAUCUUGCUCGUCAUCUUCGAGUCCCGCCCAGACUGCCUGCCACAGGUGUCAGCGUUGGCCAUUGCCAGUGGUAACGCUCUACUGCUGAAGGGAGGAAAGGAGGCGUCUCACACCAACCGCAUCCUGCAUGAGAUCGCCCAGGAAGCACUGUCCCUGCACGGGGUCAAGGACGCCAUCCAGCUGGUGAGCACGCGUGAGGAGGUGGAGGACCUGUGUCGUCUGGAGAAGAUGAUCGACCUCAUCAUCCCCCGUGGCUCCUCCCAGCUGGUGCGCGACAUCCAGCGGGCGGCCAAGGGCAUCCCCGUGCUCGGCCACAGCGAGGGCAUCUGCCACGUCUACAUCGACGCCGAGGCCAGCAUCGACAAGGUCAUCAAAAUCGUGCGGGACUCUAAGUGUGACUACCCGGCGGCCUGCAACGCCAUGGAAACGCUGCUGGUGCACAGAGACGUUAUGCGUACGCCGGUCUUCGACCAGAUCAUCGACAUGCUGCGCACCGAGCGGGUGAAGAUCCAUGCGGGCCCCAGGUUUGCGUCGUAUCUGACGUUCAGCCCGUCGGAGGUGAAGUCCUUGCGGACAGAGUAUGGCGAUCUGGAGUGCUGCAUCGAGGUGGUUGACAGUCUGCAGGAGGCCAUCGACCACAUCCACAAGUACGGCAGCUCACACACCGACGUCAUCGUCACCGACAACGAGGAGACAGCGGAGCAGUUCCUGCAGCAGCUGGAUAGUGCGUGUGUGUUCUGGAAUGCCAGCUCUCGCUUCGCAGAUGGCUACCGCUUUGGUCUCGGUGCGGAGGUGGGCAUCAGCACGGCGCGUAUCCAUGCCCGCGGCCCGGUGGGGCUGGAGGGUCUGCUGACCACUAAGUGGGUGCUGCGUGGGGACGGGCACACGGCGGCCGACUUCUCUGAGCAGGGCAGCAUGAAGUACCUCCACGAGAACCUGCCCAUCGCUCAGACCCUGCCCGGCCAGAGGACCAGCAACUAGAACCCUAGAACCCGCCCGGCACCACGCCACUUGGAGGGAGACUCGCAACGCAGAACCCAGCGCAACUCAUGAAAAACCCCAACACUCAGAAACGCAGUACCCAACGGAAUAAACACACCAAGCAUUAAGUUAAAGGACUAAGCACUGGACUGCCACAUGGACAGAAAGGGUUAGCGGCCAGUCGGUUAACGGCACCAAGCAGAGUGUAGUAGCUCUGUGGGCCAGAACUCUCAGUAGUGAAGUAGAGCUGAUGUUAUUACACAGAGCACAGCGAGUCUCUCCUCAAACCAACGCCAACAAUCCUGCUUCUGGCCAGACUGGUGCAUUGUGGGUAACCUCAGGGCCUGAGGCUUUGAGCACAGUUGAUCUCACACACACACACACACACAGAAACCCAGGUGUUUUUGACUCAUGUCAGUAACAGCAGAGAUCUGCAUUCAUCAGUGUGCAUAUCACCUGCUCAGCAAGCCUCAGUUGCAUCACACUUACCCACAAUCCACUGCUCUUAGUGGGUCGUUUUUGUUGCACUCAGCAUAUCUCCCCUCAACCCCCCCACCCCCC